UCUGUUAGUUUGUACAUGAUACAACCGACUACUAUAAGCGUUUUAAAACAGUGGCAACAGACAAUAUUAUUGCUGCUGCUGCUGCUGGUCAAUCGUUACGAUAUUAUACAUUAUCAUAUCGUUCGUCGCGACUAACGACUCUCGACGCAUUAAUUAUUAAUUAUAAUACGAUAUAAUAUUAUAUAAUUUUAAUUGAUACGAGCGGCGCGCGUUGGAUGACGCGAUUACACAACAAUAAUUGACACCUACACCGCAGUGGUUCCAAAACGAUCAAGGUACCACUGUACGAGCCUGCACCACUAGUUUUCCGAGUCUCUGCGAGUUCUUCGGUGGUCUGCACACUGCAGCAGUGGGAUAUCACCGCCGAUCGGAACGGAUUCUGCCCAACAGAAUAAUUGAUCUCGAUACGCACGACUGCUCAUCAGUCGCCGACAGCGACGACGACGAAGAUACUAAAAUUUCCCUAAUAUUAUCAACUAUACGGUGGAGAGCAUAAUAUUAUAAUUCUGUCGGAAGACAUCGCCGUGACGGGACCGGUGAAAGUCUGCCGAAGGGGCAGGGAGGGGUCUCGGCCGUCGCCCAACGACCGUAUUCUGCGACGACCUACCGACGACGUCGGCAGCCGCGAGUUACGGGCGCGCGCCCACUUGUUAUAUCGCCACGCGGACCGUUCCGUUCUACCGAGCAGUCGCGCGAAAGCUCAGCAAUAAUAAUUCACGGUGGUAAGUAUAACAUAGACGUGUACAGUAGUAGUGGUAUAUUAUAUGUAUAUAUAUAUUAUACGGUUCCGAGGCCCGCCGAAGUUGGCAACAGUGCGGCCCGAUAUUACAUGUACCGAUCGGUGAUCAUGCGUGUUUUCGUUCACCGAAGAACAUCUUCGCCGCCGCCGUUUGCGUUGUUAGUUGUUACCUCUUUAGCGCCGCCGAAAGCGCUGCCCCCGCCGCGCCGUCCCGCACGCACCACCGUCGUCAGUCGUUCUUCAUCGGACGGAUUUCGAGCUUUUUCCGUGUUCCAUGUACGAGGCACAUCCAAGCUAGUCCGCCUAAGUUUCCCGGGCCACCGUAGCUAAUCCGCUGGGAAAGUUGGAGGUCUUGGAACCAUGGACGCCUAAGAAGAAUCAGAUACCUAUUUACAGUCACUGAAUUUAUAAACAUGAACCACUUAAAAGAUAGAAAGCCUAGUAGGCCUGACAUUCAGGAGAUAUUAUCUAGAAUGAAGAGUCGAUUCAGCAACGAAGGAGAUUCAGAUAAUGAUGAUUUGGCUAAUGAAGAAAAUAUGGUGACAACAAGUGUAGUUGAAAGUACUAUUAAAGAAGAAUUUUCUGUAACAAAAAGCCCUGACGAUGAGAUUGCUGAACUCAUGCUCAAGUUAAAUGGACAAGUAGAUGAAGAGUUAGUAGCUAGUAUUAGAUCUAGAAAGAAAAUGUAUGAAAACCAGUCUGAAGUCGAUAGUACGUCAACUACAAAUAUUUCUGAUGAAACUGAACAAGAAAAACCUAGAAUCAUCUUGACGUUGAGGCCUAAUGAAAAUAAACCUGAUUCUUAUGUGAGUUCUAGCAAUCUUACUGACUAUAGUUCUAAUAGCCCGAAAAAGAAAAAACAAAUUAACAAUGUCAUCCCUGAAGUUAUACCUCUCAAAAGAUCUUCAAGAAGGUCUAACAACGGUAAUCAAUCAGUAUUGAAAUCUGCUAUUGCUCGAAAAGAAAGAACAUUCAAUCUUGAUGUGAAUUCAAAAAAAAAAUCACCGAAGAAAAUAAAAAUAGAACAUGAUAAAGUUACAAAUGAAGUUAAUGUUGUUUCCGUUAGUACAACACAACCUCCAAUUGAGAAUAAAAAUGAGGAUAUUAAAGAUGUACAAGUGAAAGAGGAAAUAAAUGAAGAAAUUGUUAUAGACCAUAAAAAGAAGAAAAAGAGGUGGUAUUUUAGAGGUGGAAGAUAUAAUAUUUUUAAAAAAAAAAUUGCACAAAAAGAACGCCAAAAAAUUAAGAAAGCUAUUUGUAAUCAAAUGAACUCAGACCUUACAAAUUUUGAUGUAGACUCAUCAGAAACUAACUCGGAAAGACAUUCUGUUUCAGUUUGUAGCGAUAUAGGUACAUUGAUGUCUAGUGAAAGAAAUGAUCAGGAUGAUAUGGAUACCAGUAUUUCAACCAUUGAUGCAGAAGAUAAAAUAAAUGACGGUGGUUUUGAAAUACAAGAAAUUCAUUUAUGUUUGUGUCAAGAAAAUAUUCAAGUGGUAAUAGUUGACGAAGGAAAAAUUACUUGUAAAGCUCAUGAUUGCAUAGAUGGAAAAGUUUAUGCAUGUAAGAAUUUGGCUUCUCACUUAGAUGAAUAUGGUAACAUGCCUAUGUUGAGAGCAAAUGUUGCUCUACCUUAUGUCACAUAUUGUGAACAUCAUAUGAAGCGCUUCUUUUUACACCACAGUUGUCCGCGUUGUGGACGGUUUUGCUCAGAGGGAAUAUUUAUGAUGUGCAAAAAUAAACAUUUUUUUCACAUUGGUUGCCAUCAAAAUGAUAGGGGCUGUCUGCACUGUGGUGAUCCUGAUGUUUAUGAUUUUGAACUAAAAAAAAUUGUAAUCCCAUCUAAGAAAAAAAUCCAGCAUAGAGAAGAUUUUACACCACAUGUUACUGUUGAAGUGGGGAGAAUAAAAUUGAGUACUCUCGACUGUCCUCCAGAAAUUGAUAUUCAUGAAUUUUCUAAAUAUUUGCAACAACUUAAGGAUGAAAUUGUUGAUACCCAACGUAUUAAGUAUUCAGUUCAAGGACUUUAUGAAGCUUGUGAAUCAAAUAAUAUAAAAAGGGUUUUAUCAAUUUUAGGGGCAGAAUGCAAUCUUAUGUUCACAUUUCCUAGUAACCAUAACCGAACGGCAUUGCAUAUUGCGUGUAGACAAGGAAACCUAAUGAUUGUAUAUAUAUUACUAAAAGCUGGUGUUGAUCCAAACCGGGUUGAUAACAAAAUGAAAUCUCCAAUGAGGAUGGCUGCUAAAAGUGGUCAUAGCGAUAUUGUUCAAUAUCUUAUCAACUUUAAUGGUAGCCCUGAAAUCAAGGAUUUACAAGGUAUGACCUCACUUCAUUUGGCUGCUAAGAAUGGAAUGUUAGAAUGUUGUAAAAUUAUACUAAAUUAUCAACCUUCUAUGGUGAAUUGGAAAGAUAAUGGGGGAUGGACUCCUCUUGUCUGGGCUUGUGAAAAUAGUCAUACUGAUGUCGUGAAGUUUUUUAUUACAUAUAAGCCAAAUACAAGGAUAUCAGAUGAUGAAAAUAAUGUUGCAUUACAUUGGGCAGCAAUAUCUGGAUGUCUUGAAGUUGUUAAAUGUUUGGUGGAGUAUGAUUCCGAAGUAAAUAUGUUCAAUGAAGCUGGCGAAACUGCUUUACAUAUUGCUGCUCGUAAAAAUGCUGUAGACAUAGUAUCAUUUCUAUUAGAUAAAGGUGCUAUGGCUUGGCAUAAAAAUAAAGGAAAAAAAAGACCAAUCGAUCUCUGUCUUCCAAAUUCAAAAUGCUAUAAUGUAUUAAAAAAUGUUCUACCAGAACAACGUAAACCAGUUACUGUAAUUCCACCCUUAAAUACUGUUAAGUUAGAAUAUACCGAACCAGAACUUCAGAAGCCCCAAACUGCUGUUGUGAAAACUACUCCAGUUCUUAUAUCUGAAGAUAUAACUCAUGGUUGUGAAGAUACUCCAAUCAGAUGUGUGAAUGAAAUUGAUGAUGAAGUACCUGUUGAAUUUACAUAUAUCAAAGAAAACUGUUAUGAUGUAGGAAAUUAUGUUGAUUCUGCCAUGUCUCAUAUAGCUAGUUGCAGUUGUGAUGGUGCUUGUAAUACAAAUGAUUGUAAAUGUGUACAAGCUAAUGGUGAUUGUUUAUAUGACAAAAAUGGACGCUUGAAUUCAGAUUUUGAUUAUUUCAAUCCAAGUGUUAUAUUAUAUGAAUGUAAUUGGCGUUGUAGAUGUCAUAAACAACGAUGUGGCAAUAGAGUUAUUCAAAAAGGUAUAAAAAUAAAAUUGGAAUUGUACAAGCAUAAAGAUAUGGGUUGGGGAGUAAGAACCCUACAAUCAAUACCUAAAGGGACUUUUGUAUGCGAGUAUGUUGGUGAAAUAAUUACAGAUCAAAAAGCAAAUGAUUUGAAAGAAGAUUCUUAUUUGUUUAAUUUAGAGAACCCUGGAGCUACUGAAUUAUAUUGCAUUGAUGCAUAUAACUAUAGCAAUGUGUCACGUUUUAUUAACCAUUCGUGUGAUCCAAAUCUUAUGUCUGUUCGAUCAUUUAUCAACCACCAUGAUAAAAGGUUUCCUAGAAUAGCAUUUUUUGCUGUCCAAGAUAUAAAAGAAAAUGAACAAUUAAGUUAUGAUUAUGGUACUACUUUCUGGAAAGUGAAGGGUGGCUUGUUCACAUGUAAAUGUGGUAAAUCUAACUGUAGCUUUUCUGAUGAAGCCAUUAAUAAUCUUCACAUAGAUUCAGACAAUGAAGAAAUAGAACCAGAUGGAAUUUCUGAAAAAAGUAAAACAGAUAAUAAUGAACUUCCUAAUGAUAAACCAUUAAUUACAAAAGUACCUGAGACUAAUAAGACAGUUCGUAACAUAUUACGUCAAAGAACUAGAUUAUCUGUUGCUGUUAAUUCAUUACAACAAAAAACAAGCUGUUUAAGUCCGUCCAGUACUGAAAGUUCUAUAAGCAGUAUUAAAAAAAAUGAUUCCAGAGUGGUGAACAUGAUAACCAUACCUGAAAAUAAAUUACUCGGGAAGACUAAAACUAUUAGUUUAAGUAGUAUUGUGAAAAAUAAAGAAUCCCAUACAAGUGAAUCUAAACAGUUGGUAAAAGUAACUGAUAAACGGUCAUCAAAAACUAUUGGAUCAAAAUUAAUACAAGAUAAAUUAAAACAAGUUGUUUUAAAAAAAGGAUUAGAGGACAAAUUGUCAAAUGGAAACUCUAGUCCAUCAAUAAGUAAAAAAAUAAUCACUGAGAAAAAAAAGGUAGAAACAACUGAAAAAAGCAAACUUUGCAAUGGUAAUAAAGUGUCCCUGGGAUCAAUAAAAUUAACCAAUAAUAAAGCUAAUAAAAAUUAUGUUUUAAGGCGUAAAGCAUUGAAUUCUAAUAAAAAAAAUAUGCUAAUAGAUGGUACUUCUCCAAAUAAUGUUAAUAAAUGUAGUAGAUUAAUAAACAAUACUAAGGUUUUUAUCUCAUCUGAUACUUCAAAUAGUAACCUUAAAACAACUAGAUAUUCAAAAAAUAGUGAUCAGUUAAUAGACUUUAUUAAAACUGAACAAAUUGAUGAAGAGUCUAAAACCAAACCAAUCAUAGUUAAUGGACAACAUAAGCCUCCUGAACGGUCUAGAACAUCUGUAUCUGAGGAAGUCAAAGUAGAACCUAAUGAUGAAUUAUAUAUUUUAAAUGGUUGUAAUGAUGAAAGCUUUCCUCAUACUGAUCAAGAUAGUUGGUCCUCAACGGUAUCGCUUAAAUGACUAUUACAGCAAUGAUUAAAUAAUAAAUUAUAAAGGUUUGAAACUUUGAUGUUACAUCUUUGUGAGAUUACUUAAAAUUUAUUAAUAUUUUUGGACUUAUAGACUGAUAAUUUCUAUUAAAUUUGUUACUUCAAAGUUAAUUUUUAUCAAAAAGUACCUAUUGACAGUGAUAAUUGUAAUUGAUUCAGCAAUAUACCAUAUUAAAAUCAAAUUAUUUUAAUAACUUAAUGACUGAAUAUCUAACUUGAUUUUAUAAAUUACUAAUUGUUAAAAAUAAUAAUUGAUAUUAUUGAUUUCAUUUUUGAAAUAACACUUAUUUAUUAAACUUGGAUUUUCUUAUACUUUAAUAUUAUAUUAUAUAGUAGUUAUUCCAAUUUAAUAAAGAAAAAAUUGAACUACUAGAAAUUUUAAAUAUGUAUAUAUGAAGUACCAAAAUUUCAUUAAGUUGUAUAAUUGUAAAAUAAGUUAUUAUGUAAAUGACAAAAAAAAAAUUAUAUUUAUAUUAUUGCCUAAGUUUGUUUUGUAUUUGUAGAUGGAAUGCAACUCUAGUCAUUUGGUCUUCCUAAUUUAGUUAAAUUAAUAUAAUUGAAUCUUUAAAUUUUGAUAUAUGUUUGUUUUUUAAGUUUUGUAGUAUUGUACCAUAUUAGUUAUGAUAUUGGUUAUUAUAUUAUUAAUUUGUAAAUAUAAUAUUAAGCCUUUAAAAUUGUAUCCUUUUCUUAAAAUGUGUAAUAUUCUGUUUUUUAAAUAUUUGAUAUAAUUGUAUAAUGUUUUAUCUUAAUUUUUGACGUGUUCAUUAGAUAGGUUACUUAAGUAUAUUGUUGUCAUAUUUUCUUAUACCAUAACCAAUGAUAUUUGUACUUUUUUUCAUUGUGUUAAUUUGUUAUGUACCCAAUAAUCCAUAACAUUCAAUUGUUGAUUUUGAUUACUUUUAAGUGUAUUGUUGUUGUAGUUAUAAUUAAUAGCUACUUUUUUGUUGAUUUCAUUUUGUGGGGAAAGUAAAAUCAUAAACUAAGUCUGGUAAUUUUUUUUUCGUAUAUUCUUAUUAAUGUCAAUUUUUAGCCAGAGUUAAAAUUUUUAGUACAAUAAAAACAAAUGUUUUGAUAGCAUCAUUUUUUUAAAGUAAUUGACUAUUUGUAUUAAUUUAAAUCAACUUAAAUUUGUAAUGUAUUUGACAGCAAAAUUAUUAUAUAUUUUAAAUUAUAAAAAUUGCAAUAACUA
This is a messenger RNA of Aphis gossypii (cotton aphid), 6663 nucleotides long. It is a transcript of the gene G9a, whose product is annotated as histone-lysine N-methyltransferase EHMT2. The record is from RefSeq and is a predicted model, not a curated record. Gene Ontology annotation, molecular function: p53 binding; zinc ion binding; protein-lysine N-methyltransferase activity. Bases 1153 to 5445 code for a protein of 1430 amino acids. The transcript has 16 exons. Gene Ontology annotation, cellular component: nucleus. NCBI's taxonomy places the organism in Eukaryota, Metazoa, Arthropoda, Insecta, Hemiptera, Aphididae.